GUGCGAGUCGUGUUGAGAGAGGUUGAUGUCCCCUGUUGGUGGUGUCUCCGCGGACGAUUACUUACUUAUCCGCUCGAGGCCCAGCUGUAUCCACCUUGAAGUUCGUCUAUCUUCGUUCUUUCAGAUCAGCUGAACCGGCUGAAAUCGCCAAUCGGGAGGACCAUCUCCCCCGAUGUAGUUGCAACACUGAGGACCACUAACAUUGAGACUGCACGCCCAAUCAACAUGAUACAACCACCGAGCAGCUCCUGAUCCGCUGCUCCUUUUGGUGAAAGAUUGACGUGGAAUCUAGCUGUUUCUGGACAACGACCUACAGCUAGUACACGACAAGAAAAUGAGCUUCGUCGAUAGCGAUGACUUCAAGGAACUUGUAUCGAAUGCAAGAUUUUUCUCUUUUUCCACCACAAAUUUGAGUCUUUAGAUGCUGGGAUGCUUAUCGACACUGAACGAUGAGUGUCGUUGACAUGAUCCUGCAAAAAUCUGUCUUCCCGAGCUGGGAUCAACAUAUUGGUCGGGAAAGAGAAUGCUUUGCUGUGCAUAGUUUUUCCUUAUGUUCGAUAAGGACAACGGGGGCAGUAUGGCGUUCUCAAGUGUUACAUUCUCAGCCGUUGCAUGAAUUUGCGACGCAAGAAUGGGAAAAGUUAAAGGGGGAAGCUGGCACCUGUAGCAUUACAAAUUACGCACAGACCACUUAGGCGCGGUUUAGCCCUUCGUAAAUUUGUCAUGCGGAGCAGCUUGAUCGUGAGGAUGAUGAUGGUACUUUUGCAUGACAGAUUCAUCUUCUAACAGACACUUGAGAAUGUAACGCUUGAGAUCUCCAUAGGCAGUAUCGACGAGCAGGAGUUCAUUUGAAUUGCAAAAGCAUCGUACACGUACUCGUAUAAAUGCAUUACAAAUUUCCUCAGCAUGAGAAAUAAAAUUUGUCAUGCUGAGUUGCCUUGGGAACAAGAUUUGUAAUGCUGCAAGACUUGCAUUUAUACGAGUACGAUACUUUUGCACAGGAUAGUUCAAUCAGAUGCUGCGAGUGCUGGGCAUCAGUACCCACUUAACUUUUGUCAUUUGUUUCGAUUCUCUAUCCCGUAGCUGACGAUGACGUAUUAACGCUGAACGCAGCUAUUAACAAAUCGCACAUACUAAUUUUUGGUCUUGCUAUUUGAGCACCGUGGUCCGCUUCAUUAUCAUUCGUUCGCACUCGACACACAUGGGAGCCAAAUGUUACUGCUUUAUUUGCCCACGAAGAGAAUAACUGUUGACAUGUAUUUCACCCUGCGGUCGCCGAAUUUAGCACAACAGAAAAUUAUUAUACCAUCCUCAUCAACACCUCCCAGAUGUCAAGUUCCCCAAGGAUCCGGACGACGGGAUUACCUUUCCCGAGCUUUGCGCCCUGUUGAAUCACCUGUCCCGCCCGCUGUCGCGCGAGGAGGAGAUCCGGGAGGCCUACAAGUUUUUUGCCCCCUCCGGCGGCAUGAUAACGCCACAAAGCUUGAUGGAGGCCUACGGCAUCCUGGGCGACAACACACUCUCGGUCCGGGACGCGGCUAACUUGCUCAACGUCCAACCGGGCGUCGAGCUCAUGACGGAGGAAGAGUGGGAAAAUGCCAAGGACCACGGUACUAUAGCGAAACCAAAAACAAAAUCCAAAUACUUCAAUAGUGGAUCACGAUGAAUCAUUUUCCAUAUAUGAAAAUCUCGUGGUCAACAUCAACGCGACUCAUCAUGCCACAACCAACAGGUGCCGGGAUAGCAGAGGGAUCGCAGGGCAUGGCCUACAAUGAGUUCGAGUUCCGUCUUCUCUCCACAAUGACCAAAGAAGACGAAGAGGGGCAUCCGAAGCUGGGAAUGAGUCCCAGGAAAGCGAAGAGCCCCCAGAACCGAAAAGCGUCGCUGGCGUGAAAUGAGUAGUUGUACCCUGAGGAAGGGGGCAAUUUAAGUGUUGCGUCCUCCAUUCGACAGGCAGCAUAAGAAAAUGAAUCAAAAGGUUCCUGUUUCAGUUUGAAAACAAGAACUGUAUGAUGAAGAAGACGCCGAGGGUUUUUUGCUAUCAAACCGUGGUAAGAUCGUGACCUCCGCGAAGCCAAAAGAUGUCCGUAUGAAAAUUGUGUUUCAGAAUGAUGAACGAAAAGCGAACUAAAGUUGAAGCUGAAUUUAUCAAAGAAAUCUUUCAAAGAGGAAGC
Molecule: messenger RNA, 2174 nt
Organism: Amoebophrya sp. A120
Lineage: Eukaryota; Dinophyceae; Syndiniales; Amoebophryaceae
Source: the annotation of a GenBank genome assembly